Tuber aestivum (summer truffle) is the source of this 624-nucleotide messenger RNA. The record is from the annotation of a GenBank genome assembly. NCBI's taxonomy places the organism in Eukaryota, Fungi, Ascomycota, Pezizomycetes, Pezizales, Tuberaceae.
AUGUCUGACGCUGGAACUCCUGCACCUACCACCGGUGGCCGCCGUGAGAAGGUUGCCUUCCGCUUCUGUCGCGAAUGGUAUGAGCGUUUUUAUGUUUGAUUGACAUGGAAACUUUUUAUUGAUUUGAUCGCAAUAGCUCUAACAUGCUGUACCCUCAUGAGGUCUGUUUCGGCCGCCGGUACAUGGCCGGAGCGAGGGUGUUAACAAACCGCUUUUAGGACCGCGUCAAUAACACCCUCAUGUAUCGCUGCCGUACCUGUCAGGCCACAGAGAGCGCGUCAAACAACUGCGUUUUUAGAAAUACUCUUGGAGGGUCUACAGGUGAGACUGCUGGUGUGACUACGGAUGUUGGAUCUGAUCCUACUGUAUGUCUUCCGGAGGAUCUGCUAGGGGUGUAGUGGGGAGUUGGGGUGAGACACUGAUGAAUGGAUAGUUGCCGAGGUCCAUGAAGCCAUGUCCAAAGUGUGGAGAGAACGAAUGUGUCUUCUUCCAGAGUCAGCAGAGAACUGAGGAUACCAAGAUGGCAGGGCUACCUCUUCCUCACAAGAUGGCAAGUGAACCGGAUUGUGAGCUAACGCUGCGCAGAGAUUGUUCCAUGUUUGUUGCUCCUGUGGUACUAUUCAU